CACCGUGGCUAACGGAAGGGAUCUCCGAGUGUGGGGACUUCUUGGAGAGUUUUGUGCCGCGGGACGGCGGCGGCCGUAGGCGGGUGCGAUGCUGACCCCCGCGUUCGAUCUCAGCCAGGACCCUGACUUCCUGACCGUCGCCAUCCGCGUGCCGUACGUCCGAGUCUCCGAGUUCGACGUCUACUUUGAGGGGGUGGACUUCAAGUUCUACGCCAAGCCGUACUUUCUCAGGUUGACCCUCCCUGGGAGAAUUGUAGAAAAUGGAAGCGAGCAAGGGUCCUAUGAUGCAGAUAAAGGAGUUUUUACCAUUCGAUUGCCCAAAGAAACACCUGGCCAGCAUUUUGAAGGGCUGAACAUGUUAACUGCUCUCCUGGCACCAAGAAAAUCCAGGACAGCAAAGCCUCUUGUGGAAGAAAUAGGUAUUUCAGAGGUUUCUGGGGAAGUUGAAGAUGAUGAUGAUGAAGAGUUCGAUUGGGAAAUUGAACAGACUCCCUAUGAAGAGGCAUCAGAAAGUCCUUUGAAUCCACAGUGCCACUAUGGAUUUGGGAACUUACGGUCAGGAGUGGUUCACCGAUUACAGGAUGAAUUGAGUGAUGUUAUUGAUAUAAAGAAUCCAGAUUUUACUCCUGCAGCUGAACGAAGACAGAAACGCCUGGCUGCUGAGCUGGCCAAGUUUGAUCCAGAUCAUUAUCUAGCGGACUUUUUUGAGGAUGAAGAGAUUGAACAGAUUUUGAAGUAUAAUCCUUGGUGGACUGAAGCAUAUUCCAGAUUGAUGGCCUCUUUGGGAAAGAGCCAGGAGCAGGAAACGCAUGCUGUGUCAGUAUCUUUUUCUGAAGAAGAGAAAUACCAGCUGCGAAAAUUUGUCAACAAGUCUUACCUGCUGGACAAGAGAGCCCUUCGUCAUGUGUACUAUAGUUUGAUUGACAUCCUCCUGGCAUACUGCUAUGAGACACGUGUCACUGAAGGAGAGACGAAUGUUGAAUCAGCAUGGAAUAUCAGAAAACUGAGUCCAACGCUCUGCUGGUUUGAGACAUGGACUAAUGUUCAUGAAAUCGUGGUGUCUUUUGGAAGAAGAGUUCUGUGCUACCCGCUUUAUCGCCAUUUCAAGCUGGUGAAGAAGGCCUACAGUGACACCAUAAAGAUACUGCAGCUAGGUAAAAGUGCCAUUUUAAAGUGUCUUCUGGAUAUUCACAAAAUUUUUCGAGAAAAUGACCCAGCUUACAUUCUAAAUGAUCUCUACAUCUCAGACUACUGUGUGUGGAUUCAGAAAGCCAAGUCCAAAAAGUUGGCAGCUCUCGCAGAAGCCUUAAAGGAAGUCUCCCUGACAAAGGCGCAGCUGGGACUAGAACUGGAAGAGCUAGAAGCAGCAGCACUGCUUGUCCAGAAGGAAGAAGCCGCGUGCCAGGCAGCCCCGUCCGUUCCCGGGCAGCAGCCACUUUGCUCCAGCCCAGAGGCAGGCGAUGCCGAGGAGUCGGAAUCGGAGGGGUCAGAGGCCAGCAGCACUGUGUCGUCGGAAACCGAAGGCUCCGAUUCAGAACCCGAGGAGCACAAAGGUGGUCCCUCCGAGUCGGGGAAUUCUUUGGAAGGCCCCUUUCUCGAACAGAGCAGCGCCCUGCUUCUUGCUAGUGGUGGGGUGUGCAGAAACCCGGCCACGCAGCAGUCUGACGUUAGCCAGCUAAAGCCUCUUGCCUCUCGCCGGGCUCCUGGAGAGGGCAGGCCUCUCAUAGAGGAGCUUGGAGAGCGCCUGGAGACAGCCGUGCAGGUGUCCAAGGCCGAGGGUGCUGCGGCUGGAAGCCAGGGCAGUGUGCAGGAGAGAGGGGCGCAGCAGAUGCCAAGUGGCUGACUGCAGGUGGCUGUACUCAUUGUGCAACUCGGCCCGACUUGGUUCACCUGUGAGUCAGAAUGCCCUGCUCUCACUUGCCUGCUGUAGACAAUAUUGUGUUUCCGUAAGCUGAUUCUGAGGCCAUUUGGUUUCCUUGUUGGAAUUCUAAAAUUAAAGUUCUAAAGUCAUUUUACCAAAUGUGUAGCUGAUAAAGAUGAAGAUAAUGGCGUACUGCUGCCAGAAGCUCGGGACUGUAGAGCCCAUGGAUAUGUGCAGCCUCACUGAGGUCUACUCGACAGACAGCAGACCGCCCACACUGCAAGAGUGUGGUGCCCCAGGGAAACCCUCGCCACCAUCCAGGCCGUGACCUCCGCAUCUCCUCCACGUGUCCCCAGGCCCCUUCGUUAUCCCUCCCGGCCACCGGCCUUCCCCAGGCACCCGCUGCUCAGCUUUCUGUCCCUGCACAUGAGUGUGCCUUUCCUACCACCGUACAUGGAUCGAUCAUGCAGUAGUAUGUGCUCUUUUUCUGGCAGACAUUUCCACUCUGUGCAGUUAUUUUGAGAGGCAUCCCAUGUGUCAAGAGUUUCGUUGUGUUUCAUUACUGAGUACUAUUUUCUUGAAUUGAUUUGUCCAUUCACCUACUGAUGCUGUUUGGACAGUUUCCAGUUUUUGACUGUUACAAAUAAAACUGUUAGGAACAUUUGUGUACAAGUCUUUGUGUGGGCAUAUGCUCUCAUUUCUCUAAGGUAAAUAUCUAGACACAGAAUAGCUGAGCCGUAUGGUGGGUAUAUGCUGAACAUUUGAGGAAACUGUGGAAUUGCUUUCCCCCAUACCUAUACCAUCUCCUUCCUUCCUCCCUCCCUCCCUCCCUCCCUCCCUUCUUCCUUUCCUUCCAGCAGAGUGACAGAGAAAGAAGAGAAAGAGACCUUCCACCCACUAGUUCAUUCCCCAAAUGCCUACAACAGCUGGGGCUGGGCACUGCUGAAGCCAGGAGCCAGAAACUCCAUCCAGGUCCCAUGUGGGUGAUAGGGGCCCAAAUACUUAAGGCAUCAUCUGCUGCUUCCCAGGCACAUAAGCAGGAAGCUGGAUCAGAAGUGGCGUAAUGGGGCUGCUCUUUUGUCAUAGCUGGUAAAGCUGCAGGCAUCCCAUAUGGGCACCAGUUUGAGACCUGGCUGCUCCACUUCCAAUCCAGCUCCCUGCUAAUGUGCCUGGGAUAGCAGUAGAAGAUGACCCAAGUGCUUGGGCUGCUGCACCCACAUGGGAGAUCCAGAAGAAGCUCCCAACUCCUGGCUUUGACCUGGCCCAGCCCUAGCCAUUGCAGCCAUUUGGGGAGUGAAUCAGUGGAUGAAGAUCUCUCUGUUUCUCUCUCUCUCUAUCUCUGUGUGUGUAUAACUCUUCCAAGUAAAUAAAUAAAUAAAAUCUUUAAAAAAAAAAAAAAAAGGAACAGCAGCAGCAGUGGAGCAGCCAGACUCAAACUGGCACUCUGAUAUGGGAUGUGAGCGUUUCAACUAGCAGGUUAACCCACUGCACCACAAUGUAUGCCCACCUGUACCAUUUUCUGUUCCCACCAUCAGAGUGUGAGAUUCCUAGUUCUUUUCAGCAUUUGGUACUAAGAUGUAGUGGUAUCCCUUGGGGCCAGCACCGUGGCGUAGUAGGUUAAUCCUCCACCUGUGGCGCCAGCUCCCCAUGUGGACACUGGUUCGAGUCCUGGCUGCUCCACUUCCAAUCCAGCUUUCUGCUAUGGCCUGGGAAAGCAGUGGAGGAUGGCCCAAGCCCUUGGGCUGCUGCACCCACAUGGGAGACCGGGAAGAGGCGCCUGGCUCCUUGCUUCAGAUUGGCACAGCUCCAGCCAUUGCGGCCAUUUGGGGAGUGAACCAAUGGAGGGA
Molecule: messenger RNA, 3708 nt
Organism: Lepus europaeus (European hare)
Lineage: Eukaryota; Metazoa; Chordata; Mammalia; Lagomorpha; Leporidae
Gene: SHQ1
Product: SHQ1, H/ACA ribonucleoprotein assembly factor
Exons: 11
Coding region: 89-1843 (584 amino acids)
Biological process (GO): box H/ACA snoRNP assembly
Cellular component (GO): nucleoplasm; cytoplasm
Source: RefSeq, a predicted model, not a curated record